GGCGGCGCUGCCCGCCCGCAGCCGAGCCUUGGCGCCUGAGCGUAGGACAGACCGCGUUCCUUGUUUCUGUUGCAGAUGGUGGCUCCUUAGGCGCGGCGUGGCGGCCAGAGCCUGGACAUGGCAGCCGAGGCUUGUAGCCCCUCUGAAGGGGCUCUUCUGCCUUCAUCAGUGGAUUUAGACCUUGCUCACUUGAAUGACUCUGAUAAGCUAAGUAAAUCUUACCCUUGGGUCAACAAAAGCAGGAAAAGCCAGCUCUCUGACCUCUGCCGACUUAGAGCAUCCCUGUCUGGGGAGAAAUGGAGCUCUUACUGUUUGUCUUCGCUGGCGGCUCAUAACAUUUGUACCAGCAAAACUGGUAACUCCUGGGCUCGGUGGGAUUCUGCCUCUCUCUCCACUUCCAUGGGAACUUCUGCUUCUUGCUCCUUCCUGUGUGCCCUCGCUGGGGAGGAGCCCAGCCAGCAGCUCCCGACUGCCACACGCAACCCAAACAAAGCCGUCUUCACCGUGGAUGCCAGCACCACAGAGAUCCUGGUAGCUAAUGACAAAGCCUGCAAGCUGCUUGGAUGCAGGAGCCAGGAACUCAUUGGUCAGAAGCUGUCUCAAUGGAUAUCCCAGCCCAGCCAGGAGGUGUGGGAAGCAGGGGAUGAGGAGUACAUAGGAACUGAUGCACGUUCCUCCUUGGUUUCAGGAACUGUGGUGGAUGUUCGGGGCCGCCUGGGAGAGAAGAUCUCUGUCUCGGUCUGGCUGAGGCGAGUAAGAAGCGAGGACAACCCCUGUUGUGUGGUUGUGCUGGAACCUGUGGAGAGACUUUCAGCUUCUGUUUCCUUCAGGGUUGAUGGAGAGAUUACAUCAUGUGACCUCCUGUUUGCCCAUCUCCAUGGCUACCCAACUUUGGAAGAAGUAGUUGGGCUCCACAUAAAGGACCUGAUCCCUUCUGUGCAGAUCCCUCCUCUAGGCAAAAAGAUCCCCAAGAGUCUCAGGGUGCAGCGAGCUGUAGGCCGAUCCAGAGAGGGUGACAGCUUUCCUCUCAGUUUAAAGCUGCAAGUAAGCCUUCUGGAGGAGGAUGGAGUGGCAGUGCAGGAAGGCAGUAUGCUGCAGGCUGAAAGAGAAGGCUCCUUCACAGGCUGUCAGUACUCUGCCACAGUCCUGGUCUUCUCCACCAUCAGUGGCCUUAUUACUGUCCAGUCAGAUGGAACCAUCUGCGGCAUCAAGGACAGUUUUGCUUUAAUGCUCUUUGGCUACGAGAAGAACGAGCUGUUGGGAAAGAACAUCACGUUCCUGAUCCCUGGUUUCUAUAACAACAUGGAGAGCAGCAGCGACUGUUCUUUGCUGUUCCCUCCUCUUGACGGCUCCGUGGGGACACAGGACAGCAGCCUCCUGGCAGCAUCUUCAGCAAGCCUUCUGUCAAGAGAUGAAGAGCAGAACUUGGAACAAAGACACAGAAAAGUACCUGAUGAGACUAAACAAAAGAAUGGGACCAGUCUGCUUUCUGCCUCCUCACCUCCUGAAGUGGCAUCCACACCCUCCAAUAGGGAGGGCAGCGUUGGCAGCGGCGGGCUGCCAGCCCACCCUGGAGAGCCUCACCCCGAGGCCUGGCUUGGCAGAACUGGAGCAGUGGAAACUGAAGGAUCAGAUUAUCCUCAAAAGAUACUCUCCCCAAAGCUCUCUGCCACAUCCUCUGAUGCAGAACAGCUGGAUUCGGGUCAGAACACAGAGCCUCCAGGCAGAAGCAGCGAUGGUGCAGCACCCGGUGCUCCUGAGGCUGGAAAGGCCAGCAAGACUAGUGUCUUGCCUAACCAAUUGCAAGUUCAUCAUCAAGACCUCAGGGAAGCAACCAGCCAGCAGAUCUGCAGGUUACCGUGUGCAAUGCUGAAGCAGCAGCACUCCACUGAUGCCCAGGGACAAGCCGCUGCGGCCAGUGCUGCUCAGUUGCCUCUUUGUUCUGGGCUACAAGACAAUCUAGAAACCACAUCCUCUGGCAUUACUCCUGACUCACCUGGAACACCAACAGUAGAUGAGCCAUGGCCUGGGACAGCUCCAGGCCACAGACAAGGCUGCCAGAGCCCCGUGGCUACAGGGCAGGUGGGGAAACCAAACGGGCCGUGUGAUGCGGAACGCUGCCGCCCUGAGCGCGCGGUGGCUGGAACCUGCCUGCCACACGGUGCUUCAUCUGCCUCUGCACAGGGAAGAAAUGCCAUUUGUGGUGUUUGCUGGGGAGACAAAGCGUGCUGCAGUGCUUCUGCACCAGGAGUCGUCUCAGCCUCUGGAGGUGUUGGAGCAUCAGAGGCUGAGCUGAGCGGUGUUUGCUCAGGUCUUGAGGCAUUGGCCCUGAAUAUUGGUGUGGAGGGCAACUUGGACAAUUCUUUAGGUAUUACUGCAGCUCCUGUGGGAUCAUCCUCCCCUCAUGCAUUGGCUGCAGGCAAUGUGCUAAGUGUGGAGAACAGUGGCCUCUCAGCUGGGCAGGAAAAGCAGCCAUCGAAUGGUGCUGCCACAGAAGAUGGUUCAGGGUGGCUGGCCUCCCAAAGGCCUUCAGAAAACUCUGAAGGAUCCUGCAAAGCACUUGCUGAGAAGUCUGGAACUCCCGCUGAGGAUGUGGGGGACAACAUCAACAGCAACCCACUGAAAAGCAGAGGUAGUCCUGAAGAAGACUGGCGGUGGCAUGGGCAGCAAAACAUGGAGAUAAAAGUAACAUCGACCCCAGUGAAACAAGAAAGGCUGAAUCCAGCAGCUCCUGUGGCCUUGGAGAUUCUGGAAGGCAGCUACACUGGGAACUGCUGUCACAGAGAUGGUUCGCAGUUAAGGGUACUCUUGGAGGUGAAGCGCGUGGAACUGCAGGACCCCGCCGUGCUCUUCUGUGUCUGGGUGGUGAAAGACCUUCUACGGAGCCAGAAGGAAGCUGCAGCAAAGGCCCAGCUUUUGCUCUCCAGUCUAGCAAGCUCUGCCCAGCCUGCUGCAGACCUCUCCACGCACAGUCUGGGAGAAGCCAUCAGAUCGACUUCGCUUUUUGAGAGUUCCCGAAGAGCUGAAGAGCUGGAGGGACUGGGGGCGUGUGAGGGAGAGUAUGCAGAAAACUACACCACUCUCAGUCUGAUUGGCAAAGGAUCUUUUGGCUUUGUCUGGACUGCAAGGAGCAAGGAAGACCCUCGGGAGGUCGUCGUCAAGUUCAUCUGGAAGGAGAGGGUGCUCGAGGACUGCUGGGUCGAUGAUCCUCUUCUGGGGAGAGUUACUCAAGAAAUUGCCAUCCUUCUGAAGCUGCAGCACCCCAGUAUCAUUAAGGUGCUGGAUGUCUUUGAAAAUGAACACUUCUUCCAGCUGGUGAUGGAGAAGCAUGGCUCUGGUCUGGAUCUCUUCACGUUCAUUGACAAUCAGCCCAACCUGGAUGAGCCCUUAGCGAGCUAUAUAUUCCGACAGCUUGUGUCAGCUGUCGGGUAUCUCCACUGCAGAAACAUCCUGCACAGGGAUAUCAAGGAUGAAAAUAUUGUCAUUGCUGAAGAUUUCACAAUUAAAUUAGUGGACUUUGGUUCAGCUGCCUACCUGGAGCCUGGGAAACUGUUCUAUACCUUCUGUGGCACGAUAGAGUACUGCUCUCCAGAAGUGCUGUCUGGCAAACCGUACCGUGGCCCUGAGCUGGAGAUGUGGUCGCUUGGUGUCACCCUUUACACCCUGGUGUUCGGAGAGAACCCUUUCUGUGAGCUGGAGGAGGCCCUGGCGGCUGUGCUGCGUCCUCCUCGCCCUGCCUCGAAAGCUCUCCUGGGGCUCACGGCCGCGCUCCUGCACCCCGUCCCGGAGCAGCGCAUGACCCUGGCGGCCUUGGCACAGCACCCCUGGCUGAGGCAGCCCGUGAACCUGGGUGAUUACUCCUGGGCAGAGGUGUACAGCUGUGCUGGGGCAGGGGAGAUGCUGCCCUGAGCACCCAGCACACAGGCACAGCCUCGCAGUGAGCUCCAGCUGUGCUGUGUGAGGACGGGCCGCUGCCAAGCAUCGGUUCUUAUACAGGAUGUGAAGCUGUGAGGCCAGCAGCUUGGUGUCUUGUUUAAGUUGUUUAUAACUCAGAAUAUAUUUUUAUUGUCUGUUUUCACUCGUGUAGAUGCAGUUUCACACAGUGGGAGGU
Colius striatus (speckled mousebird) is the source of this 4111-nucleotide messenger RNA. RefSeq names its product PAS domain containing serine/threonine kinase (gene PASK). The transcript is spliced from 16 exons. The record is from RefSeq and is a predicted model, not a curated record. Gene Ontology annotation, molecular function: ATP binding; protein serine/threonine kinase activity. Lineage: Eukaryota; Metazoa; Chordata; Aves; Coliiformes; Coliidae. Gene Ontology annotation, cellular component: cytoplasm; cytosol; nucleus. Gene Ontology annotation, biological process: protein phosphorylation; negative regulation of glycogen biosynthetic process; intracellular signal transduction. Bases 118 to 3909 code for a protein of 1263 amino acids.